Molecule: messenger RNA, 591 nt
Organism: Penicillium antarcticum
Lineage: Eukaryota; Fungi; Ascomycota; Eurotiomycetes; Eurotiales; Aspergillaceae
Exons: 1
Coding region: 1-591 (196 amino acids)
Source: RefSeq, a predicted model, not a curated record
AUGGAGGAAACAAUCGCUGAGCUACGACGUCAGCUUGAGGAAGAGAGACAGGCGCGAGAAGAAGAAAAGAAAGCGCGAGAAGAAGAGAGGAAAGCGCGAGAAGAGGUAGAACUGCGAGUGCAGCCAAACACACUGUUUCGCCUUCUCGAUCGUUGCCACAACUCUUUAUCUCAAGCGAUCCGAGUCGAGACGGAUGCGACCCUCACGACUCAAGGCGACGCGACCGACCCGGUGAACCGACUUUACCCCAAGCGCAUAGUCCCUUGGGUUGACUUCCCCAAAUUCCAAGAGCAAGUCUGGAGGAAAUUCGACCGCACGCCUGCCUUUACCUCGCGCGCCCUCUUCCCUUCAGAUACCCAAAUAGAUUAUAUUGUUACGAAUAUCCAGAACAGGCCGAUUUAUUCGGAAGCGUCCCUUCGAAAUUUUGAGCGAGACACGGUGGAUAACUUUGUCGAAAUAGUCAUUGAAGCGUUGCGAGAUGAUGAACUGCUUCGACACGAGUUUGGAAUCCAGGGCCGUGUUACCUUCUAUGACCGCGCGAACCUAUCGGAAACUUCGCUAGAGAACAGCUUAGAGCAAAUGAAUCUUUAG